UAUUUCUGCACUCUGAGUGACUUGUAACAGCUGAGUACCUGUCACCUGCACUGUCCCAUGUAGAGGGACACUUGAGGACAUGGCAGGGACAAAACCUACAGGUGUACUUGUUCUUCACAUUGCAUGCCUCUUAUGUUGUGCGACCCUCUGCUUGCCCACAGCAAAAAUAUCAGACUAUGAUGUGGACGGUGGACGGGACCUUGACAUUUUUGACAUCAAUGAAGAGGCAGGGUUGAAUCUUGUAGAGGGGGACAUUGUGCUUGAUGAGAGGCAAACUCGAAAUUCCAUAAUUGGGGAUCAGUACAGGUGGCCAAAGACGAUCCCGUACUACAUGGAAGAUGACUUAGAGAUCAAUGCAAAAGGUGUGAUUCUGAAGGCCUUUGAGCAGUACCGGCUCAAGACCUGCAUCGACUUCAAGCCUUGGAGUGGAGAAGCAAACUACAUUUCCAUCUUUAAAGGGGGCGGCUGUUUCUCCUCUGUGGGAAACCGACGAGUUGGGAAGCAGAGGUUGUCAAUAGGGAGAAACUGUGACCGCAUCGCCACCAUUGAACACGAGUUCCUUCAUGCUCUGGGUUUCUGGCAUGAACAGUCCAGAUCAGACCGCGAUGACUAUGUCAGGAUCAUGUGGGACCACAUCUCAGAGGGUAGAGAACACAACUUUAACACCUACAAUGACACCACCUCCAGCUCUCUGGGUGUGCCCUACGACUAUGGCUCCAUGAUGCACUACAGUAAAAACGCCUUUCGCAACGGCACCGAGCCCACCAUCGUCACCAAGAUCCCUGCUUUCAGUGAUGUCAUUGGCCAGCGUAUGGAGUUCAGUGACAGUGACCUGCUCAAGCUGCACCGCCUCUAUAACUGCACCCAGGGCUCCACAUUCCUGGACUCAUGUGACUUUGAACGUGAGAACAUCUGUGGUAUGAUCCAGGGAGAAGGGGAUAAGGCAGACUGGGAAAGGGUUGCCACAGCUGAAGGAGGGCCCAGCACUGACUACUCCAACAUGGGCAAAUGCACUGGCUCGGGGUAUUUUAUGUACUUCAACUCUAGCUCAGCCAACACUGGGGAUACAGCUCUGCUGGAGAGCCGGCUCCUUUACCCCAAAAGAGGAUACCAGUGUCUGCAGUUCUUCUACUACAACAGCGCUGGGGACACACUGAAGAUCCAUGUCAGAGAAUAUGACAAAGCUAACCCCAACAGAACACUGCGCUUUAUAACCACUAUAAAGGGAUCCCCUCAGGAGCUGUGGCAACUGCACCACGUGAGUCUAGACGUCAAGACGAAAUUCCGCGUUGUCUUUGAAGGGACCAAGGAGACUUCUGGGCCCGUGACAGGGGGGCUGUCACUGGAUGACAUCAACCUUUCUGAGACAACCUGCCCAGAGUUUAUAUGGCGAGUGAAAAACUUCAGCCACGUUAUGGAUAACACUCCAACAAACACGUCUAUCUUCAGCCCCACUUUCACCUCUAAUGAGGGUUACACCUUUCAAAUGGAGCUGUACCCCAACGGUAAGGCAGACUACGCCGGUGAGUUGUCAGCCUACGCUCAUCUGGUGGCUCGUGAAGGGGACACAGGGCAAAAAUGGCCAUGCCCCUGGAAACAGAUGACCAUGAUGCUGAUGGACCAGCACUCACACAUCCAAAAGCGCAUGUCCAACCAGCGUAGUGUCACCACUGACCCCAACAUGAAGGCAACAGGCUCUGACAUGUUUUUCUGGGACGACCCUCGCAAGGUGGGCGUUGAGGUCACACAUACAGAUGGGUCCAAGUACUUCCGAGGGCCAGGCGCUGGCACCCCAGUUUAUCUCACCCACCUCAGAGCCAAGAGCAGGGAUUUUAUAAAGGGAGGAGAUGCCAUCUUUCUCCUCACCAUGGAGGACGUGGCUCAUCUGACAGUGAGCCAGCCUUUGCCCCCAACAACCCAGCCUUUGACCCCCACAACCCAGCCUUUGACCCCCACAACCCAGCCUUUGACCCCCACAACCCAGCCUCCGCCUUCUACAACCCAGCGACCGGCCACCACUACGCCCCCUGAUGUUUGCCUCAAUGUGGAGUGUCAGAACGAGGGCGUCUGUGUCGUGGAUGAGGGCAAGCCUGCUUGCAGGUGUGUGGUGGGCGACGACUGGUGGUACUACGGGGACAGCUGUCAGUACAAGGGCUCCACACAGGAUAAAACCACCCUUGCACUUGCCUCCUCUCUGUCUGUACUGGGAGUGAUGCUGGUGAUUACGGCGGUCAGUGUCGUCUGUGUGAAGAAGAAGUAUAAGAAACGCAGCAGCGCCAACAGUAACAGUGUUGUCAUGGAAAACAUGAAUGCUGGUCAAAGACCAUAGUGGGAGACCAUAACCUUUGUAAUGAUAGCUUCAUGAACAGAAGCAUAAUGCAAAAACAGACUUUAAGUAAAAUAAAUUGGUAUUUGUUUUGUUCAAUUUUUAUAAUAAAUAUUCUUUUGAGCAAGCUUUGGACUUAUAGAUGUAAGGCUAGUGAUUCCAGUGAGCAAAGCAAUCACAUACUGUAGAGAAGUGAUAUUCAACUUACAGCCCAUGGGCCAAAUCUGGCCCGCGAUAGGGUGCAAGGUGGCCUAACGACCAUUUUCUAAUUUACAAUGAAAAUGAAUUAACACUUGAUUUUUUUUUUGUUCUUUGAAUGUAAAUAAGAUGCUAAAGUGCAUUAAAACACAUUGAAAUAGUGUUUUUUUAUUUAAAAAUAAAUAAAAAAAAAAGACCGAUGGAGGAUCUCCCAGACCACCAAUGGAGGCCAAAGCAAAGCCCUGAAGCUGCUGCAACUGGAUCUGCGUCUUGACAAAGAUGAGGACAUCAAAUGUAGAAAGGUUGAAAGCAGGCAAUUAAUUUAUUAUAUAUGCUGAUAAAUAUUAUUGAUGUUUGUUUAUUAACUGCCCCCUGGUCUUCUGUCAUUUUGCAAACGUGGCCCCUGAGCAAAGCAAGUUGAAUAUCCUUGGUGGAGAGCAUACCAUUAUAUGACACUGCCCCCUUCUGGUCAUUUGGUGUAAAACACUGGAAUAAACUAAAAUAAUAUUGUAAAUACA
Molecule: messenger RNA, 3042 nt
Organism: Epinephelus lanceolatus (giant grouper)
Lineage: Eukaryota; Metazoa; Chordata; Actinopteri; Perciformes; Serranidae
Gene: mep1bb
Product: meprin A subunit beta b
Biological process (GO): proteolysis
Cellular component (GO): membrane
Molecular function (GO): metalloendopeptidase activity; zinc ion binding; protein binding
Source: RefSeq, a predicted model, not a curated record